Nanorana parkeri is the source of this 1461-nucleotide messenger RNA. RefSeq names its product zona pellucida-like domain-containing protein 1. Gene Ontology annotation, cellular component: cell surface. Bases 1 to 1461 code for a protein of 486 amino acids. The transcript has 10 exons. The record is from RefSeq and is a predicted model, not a curated record. NCBI's taxonomy places the organism in Eukaryota, Metazoa, Chordata, Amphibia, Anura, Dicroglossidae.
AUGGCAUGGCAGAGAUUAAAAGACUGUUAUGGCAGUCCUGAAGCUAUUGAAAAUGUUAUUUUGAAGAAACUAGAAGAUUUCCCCAAAAUCUCUAACAAAGACAAUCUAAUUGAUUUUCCUCAUCUGAAAUCCUUAAUAGAUUAUAUCCCUGCACUUGACCCUAAUGCCCAAAUACUUCUCUUGCUAGGAAGAGAUAUUUUGAGAGUGCACAAGGUGCAUGAGCAGAUUAAUGGAUCCCAUAACACUCCUUAUCCACAACGAACUGCAACUUGCAGCAUGGACAGUUUAGACGAUAACAUGUUUGUUAAAACACGAAAUGAUGACACACCUGCUCUGUCCAUUGAAGAUAAAUAUAAUGACAUCUUUGUGACAUGUGGGCCACAGGAAAUUGAACUGUCUGUUUACCUGUGCCCAGUGUACUUUUCUGGUUAUAAUGAAACUCAGCUUUACAUGAAUGAUAUUUUUUCUAACAUGGCCUGCCAAGGAACAAUCGAUUUAUCAUCCAGCACAGUACCUUUACUGAAAUUUGUUUUUUCAAUCAAUGACAGUUCAAGUUGUGGCAGUUCAUUUCAGAUUACAGAUACUGUAGGUGAAGGAAUUUUUGACAUUUUUUCAAACAUCCAGUUUGUUAACAUCAGUGGAAUAAUCAAAUCUAAAGAUCCUACCACUGGCGUUAUCACCCGGAGCCCUGAACUGAAGUAUUUGUAUUCCUGUGGCUAUCCUCUUGAAUAUCUUAUGAACAACACUAGACUGGAUGUGGCUGGGAAUAAUAUAGCUAUCACUACAAAUAAUGGUAGCUUCAUCAGUACUCUAUAUGUUCGGUUGUUUUUUGAUGACAAUUAUGGAAGACCUCUCCUCAUCCCACCAACUGGAAUCAAAUUAAACCAAACAGUAUAUGUUGAAGUGGGAGCAACCAACUUGACUGACAAGUUCAAUGUGUUACUGGACAGAUGCUAUGCUUCUACUUCCCCAUACCCUACAAACUCAACCUCCUAUGACCUCUUUGUAGGAUGCCAAAAAGAUUCCUAUACUUUUAUAAAACAAAAUGGAGACAGCCAGGUUGCCCGUUUUUACUUUUCAGCUUUCCGAUUCCUUGAACAGUAUCAGCAGGCUGUGUCAACAUUUUAUUUGCAUUGUAUUACCAGACUCUGUGAAGUGUCUGCAUGUCCGGCCUUUAAGCCAACAUGCGCAAAACGGAAAAGGAGUGUUAGAGCAGCUUCAAGCUCUUCAGGAACUCCUUCACUUUCCGAUCCAGCAACAGUCACUUCACCAGGAAUCAUUACCAAUGCUGAUAAUGGUUCUUCCAAAGUGGGCUCCCAAGAAAUUGUAAGCACUGCUGUUGGCUUAGGAAUAACAGUUGGCUUCUUGGCUUUACUCUGUACCAUUAUGGGUGGCCUUGCAUACCUUAUGCACAGGAGACUUCAGAAGAGUAGAUAUCUGGAGAAGAACAACUUUCAUUAG